Messenger RNA from Haemonchus placei, 360 nucleotides. Lineage: Eukaryota; Metazoa; Nematoda; Chromadorea; Rhabditida; Trichostrongylidae. The record is from the annotation of a GenBank genome assembly.
AUGAAACAAAAGUUUCGGGUUUCCUACAAGUUACUAACAACACCCACAACCCCCACCACAACCCGUCCUCCCGAGCCAAAGAUCAACCCUGGCUGUGAAUGCAAUCUGAAGACUGUAUGGCUCGAUGUUUUCCUUCUCAUGGAUGCGAGUAUUAUGAUGGGUCAAAAUGGAAUAUCUUCGGUGGCUUUUGCAAAACUGACCGUGGGCCAGGCAGAAGAGUUCCAAACUCGAUUAGGAGUCAUUCGUUAUGCUAGUAGUGUCGAACUGGUCGCCGACCUCAAUAACUACACUUCAACGGAAGACCUCGAUGAUCUGGAAAUUUCAACGCUGAACGAAACUGGUUUCAACCUUGAUGGGUAA